This is a messenger RNA of Oryza brachyantha (malo sina), 1152 nucleotides long. Its product is annotated as E3 ubiquitin-protein ligase CIP8-like. The coding region runs from base 47 to 838 and encodes 263 amino acids. Gene Ontology annotation, molecular function: ubiquitin protein ligase activity. Lineage: Eukaryota; Viridiplantae; Streptophyta; Magnoliopsida; Poales; Poaceae. The transcript has a single exon. The record is from RefSeq and is a predicted model, not a curated record. Gene Ontology annotation, cellular component: cytoplasm. Gene Ontology annotation, biological process: protein ubiquitination.
UUUUUUUUUCUCUUCGUGUUCCGCUGUGUCUCUCGCGUCGGGGUCCAUGGCGUCCUCGUCUCUCCUCGUGCGGCUCGCCUCCGACGAGAUCCUACAAGCCCUGGAGGCGGCGCCGCCGUCGGCGGCGGCGUCGUGCUACGACGCCUUCGUGCCGGUGUUCCGCCCGGACCCGUCGGGGUUCUCCGCGGCGUCGGUGGUGGCGGCGGCCGACCGCGUCCGCAGCCAGUUCCUCUCCGUGGAGCCCGACCUCUUCCACGACGCGCUCGUCGCGCCCGGGCCCGACCACCUCGGGUUCCCCGACGAGGAGUCGAUCCGGUGGGAUUGCCUCCAAUUGGAUGAAGAGGACGAGCCGGAUCUGCGGCUUGAUGCGGCCGACGAAUUCGAUUGGGAGGAGGUGGCGUCUCCCUCCGGCGCCGGGCUGGAUCAACCGGAACCCGAGUGGGAGGUCCUCGCCGAUCUGCCGCCGCCGCCGCCCGCUCCCGCCGCCGCCGACGAGGGAUUCGUGUACACCUCCGACCGUGAUGUCUACGAGGUGCUCGUUGGGGAGGGUUUGUUCCUGAAGAAUAAACCGCCAGCGGCCAGGUCGGCCGUCGAGGCGCUCCCGUCCGCCGUCGUUGCCGCCGGCGAGGAAGGCGAAGGGGAAGAGUGCUCGGUGUGCAGGGAUGGCGUCGCCGCCGGGGAGCGCGUGAAGAGGCUGCCUUGCUCGCACCGGUACCACGAGGAGUGCAUCGUACCGUGGCUCGACGUGCGCAACUCGUGCCCGCUCUGCCGCUUCGAGCUGCCGACCGACGACCCCCAGUACGAGAGCUGGAAGGCUUCGCGAGCUGCAGCUGCCUGAAUUGCGUGGUGCCAAAAAGGCAAGCCUUUCUUUGCACAGCUUUAUAGAGUUGUAUUGCUUUGGUUUCAACCUUGGUUGCUCCAGUUGUAUGAAAGAAAACAUAGAGGUAGUUGUAGAGAUGGUUUUGCACCUUUGGAUUUGUUUCCUUUUACUCAGGAGAGAUUUGUGUUGUGAAUUAAGGUUGCGAGGGUAUUACAUAAGUUAAAUCUUAUAUGCUGUUGUAUUUCUUCUGAAUUUGUAGAGAAUAGCUUCUGUAUUACAUGUUGCACUGCAGCACAAUUUUGUAAAUGGAUAUGGUGGGGAAAAUUCCGGCA